GACAAAUAUCAAUGAUAUUUAGCUUUCUGAGAGCUGAACAAUUUGUUUAACAUUUUUAUUUUCGUGUAUCAUUGAAGCAUAAAUGAGGAAUAAGUGAAGAAGAAGAGAAAGAGAAAGAGAGAGGAGAGGAAAUCCCAUAGAAUAUAGUCCUUGAGCUCUACAGAGUUCAAUGCAUAAUGAAUUUAGUACACCGAAACCAGUCGUUUUGCAUCUCUUUAGAAUCGACCCCUGUCUCGCAAUUCAUAUUCUUCUUCAAUUCGUUAGGAAUUAGGAUAGGAUAGAGCUCAAUGCUAAUGAGAGAUUAACCACGUGAUCACAAAGUUCCGCCAUUUUUCCUGUUAUGGUUUUAAACGGAACGUACGUUAUAUGUGAAGUUUUGACAUUAGUCCGUUCUUAAAGGCUUUUAUUGUCUGUCAUUCAAUCUAAAAGCAUGUCUACUGAAAACUCGAUAAACGAGAACAACGAAGAAUAUUUGGAUAACGCAGGAGACAAUAGUCGGUCUUAUAAUCUACUGAAAACAGAAUACGAAAUAUGCCGGCAAGAAAAUCACGAUUUAAAAAGAAAGCUCGAAUUGAACGAGGCAAUGUUGCGGACGAUUCAAGAGACAAAUGAAUCCCUCGAACAUUCCCAACAACAAUUUGCUACGGAGAAACAAAAAGAAAUAUCAGUGCUUGAAGAAAAACAUCGACAUCAUACGAAAGAGUAUGAGAAUAUAAUUCUUAAUUUAGAAACCCAGUUAGCGGAACGUACGGAAGAACUAACAAAAUUACGGCAACAGGCUGAAGCAGAAUGCACGGGAAGUAAACCCACACCUGUUGCUGACGAACUUAAAACUCUUACCCUCGAAGCAGAGAAUGUAAGAUUAAGAAAUCGUAUCGAUGAAUUCAUGUCCACCAUAAAGGAAAGGAAAAAAGAUCUCGAACGUGCGGAGGAAACAAUCAAGUAUCUGAAGAGUCAAUGUAACACAUUCGAAAGUUCUUCUGAGAUGUUAAGAAUACGGUUGGAAGAGAAAAAUCAAGUCUUGGAGGAGAUUCGCGCGGAACUUGCUUUGCGACGCGCAGAAGCGGCAGCUUUCGAAAAUCAUCCUACUAGUGAAUUGUAUAAAGGUAAUUCGCUUUUCGCCGAAGUGGAAGAUCGUCGACAAAUGUUGAUGUCUACGAUGAGCAAAUUACGCGACCAAUACAGGGUAGUGAAACGCAUCUGCAAGUCGCAAAUUAUCGAAAUCAAAAAACUGAGAGCAGAACGUACUGCGACGCUCAGACAAUGGGAAGCAGAUUUUAAUAAUACAUUAGAAAACGAAGAGUUGAUUCAAAAAUAUAAGAAUAGAAUAUCAGAUCUCGAGAGUAAAUUGAAGACGGAAAUUGAUAAGAAUACUGAUUCUAAAGAACCAGAUUCUACUGCCACAAAUUUCGAGUACUUCCAAUUUUUGUUGAAUGCAAAGAAAAAGGAAAUAAACGAGUACCGUAUGAAGAUUGAGAGCCUUUCGACGAAACUCUUAAUAGAAGAAGAAACAAAGAGGAAUGUAACCAAGGAACUUCGUUAUUGGAAGCACAAAGCUUCUUCUUUGGAGGCUCAAUUGUGUGCUGCACAAGCUGAACAACAAUUAUAUCUUAUGGACGACGACGACGACAACGGUUUGUUAAAAGAAGUUAAUGAUUACAAAGGCGGUUUAGAAAGCGUUGUACAAUCGUUUCCAAACUCAGACAGUGACACUGAUACUCAAUUAACGGAAGAAGCAAAAUCCGAUUGCAACAAUACUACAAAAUUAAAUACUGUAAGAUUCCAAACGUCACUUAAUCUUAACGAAGAAAAAACUAUUGAUGAUAAAAAAAAUGAACAUUCCACUAAGAGUGUGCUUUUCACAAAAAAUACAGUUACUAAAAGCGAUAGUGUAAAUGAAAACAGGAGAAACUAAGAUAAAUUGUGAAUAUCCUGUUUGGUAUAUAGCAAAUUAACUUUUUUAUUUUUUAUAUGUAAGUAAUAAAGCAUCCAUGUUCUUA
This is a messenger RNA of Ceratina calcarata, 2000 nucleotides long. RefSeq names its product spindle apparatus coiled-coil protein 1 spindly (gene Spindly). The record is from RefSeq and is a predicted model, not a curated record. Bases 431 to 1915 code for a protein of 494 amino acids. Lineage: Eukaryota; Metazoa; Arthropoda; Insecta; Hymenoptera; Apidae. The transcript is spliced from 6 exons.